AUGAGCAAGCGCAAGCACGACGAGGACAGCACCCAGAAUGACGAAGACAGUUGGGACGACGUCGUGUUGGAGUUCGCUUCGGGAGAUUUCAUGCCAGCUUGCUCCGUGCCCCUGCGUAUGUGCUCACCGGUGUUCAACAGCAUGCUGUCAUCGGGCAUGCGGGAGGCGCAACAGAAAACCAUCCAGGUGGAGGUGGCGACGCGGGAGGAGUUCGACGUCUUCUACAAUCUGCUCAAGCCCGGUGCCUUUAGUACAGACAAGGUCACCCAAGAGAAUGUGGACGCGCUGCUCACCAUCAGCCUCUACUACCAAGUUGGCUUCCUGAGGGAUGCCUGCGAAACGCGGCUUCUCAGCCUGCCGGCCACCGUGGACCGGCUCCUUCAUGCGGAAAGGAUGGGGCUGAAGCGCCAGUUCUCCCGUUGUGCCCGAGAGCUCGCACAGUCCUGCAGCGAAGAGGAACUGAAGCAAAUCCAAGCGGGCUCGGUGGAUGCGUUAAUGGCGGUGGCCACUGCAAUGAGAAGCUUGCUUCAGGAGGACGAGCCCAACCGCAUCUUGAAGGCCGCCACGCUUGACUUGCGGGUUCGCCGCGGACCGGACUGGAAAUGGCAGAACCAGGACGGCGGGGGCCUUGGAAUGACUGCAGUGAGCGACUCGGAGCGCGACCGCAGCCCCGGCUGGGUGGCUGUGGAAUGGGAUCAUUCGUACACAGGACACUACCGGGUGGGGGCAGACGGCAAGUACGACCUGAUGGUUGUUGGCCGGGUUGAUGCGGUAGUGGUGGAGGGAGCUGGUGGCGUGGCAGCCCCACUCAAUGGGCUCUAUCGGCAGAAUGGGACUUUCUUUGACAAGCCGAAGUUCAAGCUGGAGGGCGCUGCUGCCAUCAUCUACUUCCUAGGAUGCUGGAAGCUCAACCACGAGGACGUCACAACCGGCUGGUACUACUGCUACCCAGACUGUGAAGCACCCACUCCCCCUCUCGGACGUUGGUCGACUGAAGGCUAUACCCAUGGGGAUGCAGAUCCUGCCCCAAUCCUACGCCUGCCCGACGACGAGAGGGAUCCGCGAUGA
Molecule: messenger RNA, 1068 nt
Organism: Symbiodinium natans
Lineage: Eukaryota; Dinophyceae; Suessiales; Symbiodiniaceae
Source: the annotation of a GenBank genome assembly